AUGCCUUCCGACUUUGAAAAUGACUAUACAUACCUGGGAACGUCCCUACCCACGGGUAAGGACAAGAAGCCCUACCGGACCCCCUCAAACCCAAUGUCGCGCCGCCCAUCGCUCCACCGCAGAGAUUCGUCUCCAGGACCCUCCUCCUCCCCUCCGCGCUUCAACUCCGACAACCGGUACGAAUCCGAUGGCCCUGUCAGCCCAAUUGACCCCGCAAAUGACGAGACAAUAUCUCCCCUAGAUCCUCGACGGUUCACCCCAACCUUACAUGCCUCCCUCGUUUCCGAGAUCUUGUCCCUGCGCCGCGACAUGGAGGCGAAAGCGAAGGCAAUUGAUUCUCUUGAGAUGACCCUGGAAACGGCAAAGUCGGAAGCGGAGUCUUUGAGCGAGACACUCUCAAGGAGCUCCAAGGAGAACCGUUCAUUGAAAAAGCAGAUACAGCUUCUUGAGGGUGGUUCCAUGUCUGCUAUGACAGAAUUGUCCAAGGAGCGUGAUGAUGCUUUAGAGAACAUUGCGGAUUUCCGCAAAAGACUUGAGCAGUCACAGAAAAGAGCGCGUACUCAGGAAGAAGAAAUUGAACGGACCCAAAGGCUGUGGGAGCGGGAUAAGCAGAAUUGGGAGGAAGAGCGGAGGAACUGGGAACGGAAAGUCCAUGUCGUCGAGGGACGUCUGAAAGUUGUUCUCAACGAGGUUGCAGCAGCUCAGGCAGCGGGUUCAUUUCCUCGUGGUGUUGAUGGAGACUUUGAUGAUUCUGUUCGUGAUGGCAUGACGGCAAAGGGUAGUGACACCUACAGCAUCCGUUCGGGCAGUGUCAUGGGACGGCGACGUACGAGUACUGCAAGCGUAAGUACCCAUGACGGCGAUCUGCAUAAUGUAAGGUACUCCGUCAUGAGUUUUGCCAAUGGUCAUGGACACAAGGUGGACGGCUUGAACCUAGCAGACGAACUCGCAUUUGACGAGGAAGAGGAAGACACGUUGGGUCUAGAUGACCGACCUGAUUCGAGAUGCACGGUUCCUGACCACGAAAGGCCCAUAUCAAUGCAAUCGCGACGGAUGAGCAGCAGGAUGGCCCGGCGUACGUUCGAUAUGCCACUUGACGGGCAUGAAAGGUUCGGCACUCCCGAUGUGCUUGAUCAUCCAAAAAAUCUGAAUGUGAUUCCGGAUGUCGAACAAAAUGAAAAGAGGGCCACCGCUGUACCACAAUUGGAAUAUAGAGACAUCGGAAUCCAAUAUACUCCACCUCCAUCCCCUAAGGUUGUACUGGAACCCGAUCAAGUCGUUGUCGAUGAGGCUCCUCCGGUGAAUGGCGCGAGCAAUGAAAAUCAAGAGAAAAGUCAAAUGUCUUCCAGUACAGAAUCAAUGCCUGUAUACGAAUCGAAGGACAGUAGCACCGUCACUGCGCCUGUCCUCACCACCUCUUCUGCAUGCCAGACAACCGGAGAGCCUCCAAGCCCUCCUUCAACCCCAACAGUUGAAGAAACUCCAUCAGAGGAGUCCACACCCAUAGCUUCUCCGGCUCCCGUGACUGAAAUUCCAGUGGUAGCAACGGUUUCCAUCUCAACUCAAACCGAUGAUGUAAUUAUCAAGGACAGAGAAACCCGAAACCUAGAACAAAUAAUCCGACAGGCAAUGCCAAUCCCCAUGAUCACUAUCGAACCCCCCGGCUCAAACCCCCCAUCCGCCAGGAACAGCGUUGUAUUGCCCCCACAAACCAAGAGUGUAUCAUGCCAGACAUAUAUCGAACCACUCGCCGACGUCCGGUCAUGUGGCAUGCAAACAGAAGAGAUUCGCGUUGAUAAACGUAGUGCCAAGCUACCCUCAAAACUCCUCCCAUCCGCGAUUAUGGACCAGCCAAUGAGUCCAGAAUCCAUUGAUCUACCUUCACCACCACCCAUCCAACAAUUUCACGUGCCCCCGAAAUCUGCAAAAAGGAGACUUCGAAACCCUCCCUCAGUUGAGCCUGCGCCGCUCACACGGCCUUCCUCAAAAGAUAAAGAACCCGAAAAGUUGCAAGCAUAUCCAGGAAAUAAUGACAAUGGUCCCCUUUCUGAGGAUACGAAAUUGGAACUUCGACGGCCGUUCAGGACCAGCAGUUUAUUUGCUGGCUUUGAACAUGUUAGUGAUGACGAAUGGCCAGAGCCACAGGAGGAUCUGUUUAGCGAUGACGAGCUCUUCAAUCGACCCCUCGCAUCUUAUACACUGAGAGCUGGCAAGCUCGUUACAAAGCCGGCGCCCUCAAUACUGGACGACAACCCUCUCGCGGAGCGUGAGGAACACCCAGAAGAAGUGGAUGAACCACAUUCGCCGAAAUCAAUAGUUGAAACAAAAGCUCCCAAUGGCCCUCAGCCCCGUGUUGUGCCCGGUGGGAAAUUGCCAUCUGCUAAACGACCGCCCAGACCUUUGAAAUUAGGCAAUGUCGCGAAGCAACCCGAUAUUCGCCGCACUGCCAUGAUUUCCAGCUCUACUGCCGCACACCAGGCGUACAGGCCUCGCAGCCCCAGUGCACCUAGCAUCGGCAGCAGCGCUGCCUCGACCAGCACCGCAGCCAAACCUCCUUUCCCCGUUCCGGUGAGAUUGAGCUCGCGCAAAAUCCCUGUCAGUGCGAGCGAGGGCGCUCAGAGUCCGACGCCGUACAGCAACGGAAAUUUCCCGGAGCGGGGCUUUCUAUUAAGAGAGCCUCCACUUCGCAAAGUUCGCUCGGCCGCUGUGGUGGCUGGGAUGCAUCGUCCCGAUCGGCAGCAAAGCCAUUCUCCACCAACAAUGUCGACAUCAUCAACCUGCCCCGAAAGCCCACACCUCCCACCCAUGCCUGUUGACGAAAUAACAGCCCCCCGGCGAAAGCGAUCUGGUAAACUGCAUUCAAAUCGACAAGUCCCGCCCCCUGCCAGGUCUCACCGGAGAAACGAGUCAGUCAAUACCAACACAAGCGUACAGCAGACUAGUGUCGUUGAUGCGAUCGCACAGACCAUGGUGGGCGAAUGGAUGUGGAAGUAUGUUCGUAGACGAAAGUCAUUUGGUAUGACGGAAAGUAAUAAAGACGGAUGGGAGCUAGGCAAAACCACCGAAGAAGUUUCUGCAAACAUCACUGGGACCAGCGUUAGACAUAAGAGAUGGGUAUGGCUGGCACCAUAUGAGCGCGCAGUUAUGUGGAGCAGUAAACAGCCCACCAGCGGGUCUGCCUUGCUGGGUAAGAGUGGUCGAAAGCUAAUGAUUCAAUCGGUCCUUGAUGUCAAGGAUGACAAUCCGCUUCCCAAGGGCUCCGGCCCUGGUAGCCAUUUUAACCGGUCGAUUUUGAUCCUCACCCCACAGCGAGCUCUGAAGUUCACAGCCAUGACAUUGGAACGCCAUUUUGUCUGGUUAACCGCGCUGUCGUUCUUAAGCCACUCUUCGAUGGGCGCUAACGAUCUUGCUUCCCUACCCCCCGUUCCGCACGAAGAGUAUCGCCCGCCCCCAGGUAGUAUGCUAAGGCGCAACCCAAUCCGCGACUCAAUUCGCAUCGCGAAGGGAAAGGUUAAACCAACACCGUCCAGCUCCAACCGCUCAUUUGUAUCGCAUCCAUCUGCCGUCCCUGAGCUACCUUUCGAUGAAGCCAAUGGAACCGAAGCCAUCAACGACAUCGCUGAUCCCCCAAAUGUCCCAAGAUUCUCCUCCCAUUCACGCAAGAGAAGUAACACCGCACCACGCAUACCGCCAAGUGCAUUCAGAAGUUUCUCCAACCACACCACCGCGCCGUCCACACACAGCACCACAACUGCAGGGUCGUCCGAUAUCUACUCUCCCUCAAUCAUCGGGCCAUCAGGUGUACAGAGCGGCCAAAGCAGCUUUAGCCACCGUACGUCCGAAGCCAGUGGCCCAUCUAGUGUUGGCAUGAGCAAUUUCUUCGAGGCAGUUGGUACGGUGCGGAUGGAGGCGUUUGUGGACCGGAGUGAAUAUCCCCGUCAACGAAUUGGUGGGCGUAGUCAUAGAUCGAGACACGGCGGUGCUGGAGGUAGUCGAAAAGGACGGAAUGCGCAUUACUGGCCCCCGAAUAGCCCUGACACUGAGUUUUAUGGGUCUGAGGAUGGGGAUGUUCUGUUUCGAAAUGAGGAUCCCUUUCGAGGGUUCUAG
Histoplasma capsulatum G186AR is the source of this 4107-nucleotide messenger RNA. RefSeq lists its product as uncharacterized. The record is from RefSeq and is a predicted model, not a curated record. Gene Ontology annotation, molecular function: tubulin binding; phospholipid binding. Gene Ontology annotation, cellular component: mitochondrion; cell cortex. Bases 1 to 4107 code for a protein of 1368 amino acids. The transcript is spliced from 2 exons. NCBI's taxonomy places the organism in Eukaryota, Fungi, Ascomycota, Eurotiomycetes, Onygenales, Ajellomycetaceae. Gene Ontology annotation, biological process: dynein-driven meiotic oscillatory nuclear movement; establishment of mitochondrion localization; microtubule cytoskeleton organization.